CAUUCCAUCCAAACUCAACCGAGCGCCAAGCAAAAGCAGACAACAACCUACCUACGAUCAGAAUUUUCCCCGAGCUACAAACCAAAGCAGCACCGACGAUGUCGAUCGUGAGGCGUAGCAACGCGUUCGACCCCUUCGCCGACCUCUGGGCUGACCCGUUCGACACCUUCCGCUCCAUCGUCCCGGCGUUCUCUAGCAACAGCGAGACGGCCGCCUUCGCCAAUGCUCGCGUCGACUGGAAGGAGACCCCGGAGGCGCACGUCUUCAAGGCCGACCUUCCCGGCGUGAAGAAGGAGGAGGUCAAGGUGGAGGUGGAGGACGGCAACGUGCUCGUUGUCAGCGGCGAGCGCACUAAGGAGGAGGAGGACAAGAACGACAAGUGGCACCGUGUGGAGCGUAGCAGCGGCAAGUUCGUGCGGCGCUUCCGCUUGCCGGAGGACGCCAAGGUGGAGGAGGUGAAGGCCGGCCUGGAGAACGGUGUGCUCACUGUCACCGUGCCCAAGGCCGAGGUCAAGAAGCCUGAGGUGAAGGCCAUCGAGAUCUCCGGCUGAAUGCAUGCGCCUCGACGUAUACUCUGGUUGGAGCGAGUUUGGUUGAUGUGUGCGAGUUCUGCAACCUGAAACUAUGCUACAGUUGUGUCGUUGUUCUUGCCGAGUCUAGAGAGAAAUCUCUGUAUUGUGUUUCUUUCCCCAGUCGUUUCGGUACUUAUGUAAUCGCCAACAGGUGAAUAAUAAAUGAGAAAUAAAGUGUGCUGAUUUUGGGUGCA
This is a messenger RNA of Hordeum vulgare subsp. vulgare (domesticated barley), 766 nucleotides long. Its product is annotated as 16.9 kDa class I heat shock protein 1-like. Gene Ontology annotation, biological process: protein complex oligomerization; protein folding; response to salt stress. The transcript has a single exon. Lineage: Eukaryota; Viridiplantae; Streptophyta; Magnoliopsida; Poales; Poaceae. The coding region runs from base 99 to 551 and encodes 150 amino acids. The record is from RefSeq and is a predicted model, not a curated record.